Messenger RNA from Wallemia mellicola CBS 633.66, 1539 nucleotides. RefSeq lists its product as hypothetical. The transcript is spliced from 2 exons. The record is from RefSeq and is a predicted model, not a curated record. NCBI's taxonomy places the organism in Eukaryota, Fungi, Basidiomycota, Wallemiomycetes, Wallemiales, Wallemiaceae. The coding region runs from base 1 to 1539 and encodes 512 amino acids.
AUGAAUAAAUCGACUAAAAGUAACUACAAACCGCUGACAUCAACUGGAUGGAUAAAAUCUGGAGCUCUGGAAUCAUCCAGUCAAUCAUCUAGACCGACCAGUUCUGAAAAUCGCGUAUCUCUUACUCGUCAUAAGUCAUCUCCACCUCAAUUAGAAAGUAAACAGAACAGCGCGUGGAUGCUUGACAAGGAUAGCUUCAGUAAGGCGAUGAAAUCAACGAAAACAAAGUUGUUCUCAAAACCAUCAGAAUCUGAUACCAAAGGAAAGAAAGCAAGAACUAAAAGUAAAAUAUACUGGGAUCCUGAAGAAUAUUACAAGAACAAGGAUAAAAAGGAGAAGGCUAAAGUCGAGAAAGAGUUAGCAAGACAAUAUGAAGAAGAUCUCGAAGUUAUGCCAUCACAAUCACAUCAUGAUCAUGAAAUAGACUUGCCAUCAUCACCUUCCUCGUUAGCUAAGGAGUUGACAACGGAUAAAGCAUUAUCGCAACUUGCAAGAAUGCGUAAAGCUGCAGGUUUAUCACCCGUCGACGAAGAAAAGCGAGCGAAGGACAGAAUGACGGCAUUGCGAGAGCGUAGAGUUGAUCUAGAAAUGCGAAAAGCUAUGAUAGCGAAUAAUGACGCAAAUGGUAACUAUAAUGGCCACAUAAAUGAUAAUCUACAAGCGCAUUUAACAACACUAGCCAACUUCAGUAAGCGAUUAAAUGAGGUCACGAUACCAUCACUCAAAAGCAAUAAAAACAUUGAAACCAACAAGCGAAGAAAGUAUACACAAGAUGAUAGUAAUCUCAGGCGACCUACUAGGCUACCCACUAUUGAUGACCUGGAAGCAGAUCAGUAUGAGGAUGAGCUCCUGUUUACGCAGAAUAACAAUAAUGGUGCUUAUAGAACCUUUUCUCAGAUAUUGACUGAGAAGACGCCACAGAAGGAUAAAAGCCAGGAUAAGAUACUCGUCUUGGGUACGCCUUCACCGCUAUCAAAGACCAAAUUACAUCAAACUAAGCUCAAACAGCCCACUCCAGUUAGAUAUUCCCAAAAUGAACCAGUUAGUAAUAUUCCAGUUGGCGCAAUCGGCUUUCCAGAACUUGAACAAGCUUGGGAGGGCACCAGACCUAUUGUUGAAGAAAGCAGUACGUCGAAGAAGCGCAAAAAGGAUAAAGAAAAAGAUAAAAGUCAACAGAGUCUCAUAUCAGGGUGGGUUUCUCAAGUUUCAGGUUUAUCUGAGGAGGUGCCCAAAAGGAAACUCUGGAGCGGACUUGAUAUGGACUCAAGUGAUAGACCAGACGUUUCUUUUGACCUGGAUAGUGAUUAUGAUGAUGAAGACUCGGUCUUGCUUGAUCUUGAAACACCGCAAAGGAAUCGCAUAACUAAAUCACUCCCACUUGACUUUCUGCGUAAUGACAGUCCGUCUUCUGAGCGUGCAGUUGCUACUAUUGUCAGCCCUUCACAUUCACGAUCACAGCAAAGCAGUGGAAACAUCUUACCCACACCUCACUCAAACAUACCCGGUUUGCACCAGUUGAUGCGAAAUAAUUACAAUUAG